CACCGUACCCAAACCGACCUGCAUCUGCACCUGCCUACGCCUGAGCGCCUGCCUGCAUCAGCAGCCCAGCACCUGCCUGCGACCACCCGCACACCGUACCUGAGGUUUUUGGGUAGGUAUCACCAAACAGCAAAGGAAACUACGACUGCAAUUGCACCUGGCCAGCUGGCGACACCGGCCGCGACAACCUUCCCACCUGUCGCCUCUUCUUCUCCCCUCCGUUUUUGCUGUCCAACUGUCAACACCCUCGAAGCUCCAGUUCACUCUCCGGCCCGGCCGUGGCAGACAUCCAGUCAUCCACACCUCGACUCACCCAGCGCUUCCCCCUGUGUCGCUGCCAUUUCAUCUUAUUACGUACCGAAUCCCGCGAUACCGACGUUUCUGCGCGCCGUCUCGAGUCCAGACACCUUAUUAACCCGUGGAUCGCGCAAACAAGGCCCCAAGCCCGGACGACUCCGCCCCCGCUCCGUGUGA
Molecule: messenger RNA, 474 nt
Organism: Colletotrichum costaricense
Lineage: Eukaryota; Fungi; Ascomycota; Sordariomycetes; Glomerellales; Glomerellaceae
Exons: 1
Source: RefSeq, a predicted model, not a curated record